Molecule: messenger RNA, 2631 nt
Organism: Prorocentrum cordatum
Lineage: Eukaryota; Dinophyceae; Prorocentrales; Prorocentraceae
Source: the annotation of a GenBank genome assembly
UCUUGGUUGUCCCAAGGUGGCCUCUCGGGGUAUGUAGCUGUUUCGGCUCAAGAGCUUUCCUGGCUCCAGCUUCGAGCUGCUCUGUCGCAGAGCCUCUGGUGGCUGGCCCCGGUCCUCGCUCGUGCGAGCGACAGGCCAUGGCGUCCGCGCUCGCGCGCACCCUGGCGCUCGGGCUGCUGUGCGCACCCCCCGCCCGGGGCGCCUCGUGGGAGUGGGCCGGCACGUUCGACCUCGCCGCCGGGCACUACACGUGGUCCUGCACAAAGUCGGAGUCCGGAAGCUACGCGGACGGUUCCGCGAAGAUCCUCGUGUAUCCGCUGGCUGACUCGUCUGGUGAGUCGCUCGAAGCUGUCGAGUCGGCUGCCGAGACGGCGUGGGCGACCUCGACCGCGAAGUCUUCAUAUGAGGAGUUGGAGACGGGCAGUACGUACACGCUGAACUUUGAUGAUGAGACUUGGACCACCCAUUUCAUCCUUCACGUUGACACAGCUGGUGCUUACGCCGUCUUCUUCGAGCACAGUCCCUACGAGUUCGAGAAUGGCUUCCACUAUCUAAGAUCGGAGGGCGGCGAGGAUGUAGAACCCGCUUUCGAGGAAGAGGGCGGCAAUCACUCGCACGAUGAGCAUGAGGAGCACUGCCCGUGGGACUUGGAGUGGGAGUGGUCGGCUAUCUUCCCUGUGGAGCAGGGUUGGUACGACUGGAACGCGGAGAAGGUCGACGGGGACUACGCCGACGCGCACAUGAAGAUUGUGAUCAUGACGACUACCGAAACUGACCUCCACGACCUGGAGACACAGGCCGAAGCCUAUUGGGACGCGAUCACAGAUUCUGACGAGGUGGACGUUGGGGAGACGAUCCCGCUCGAUGUCGGCACCACGCUGCACUUCAGCCAGGAGACGUGGGCGUCGCACUUCAAGAUCUACGUGCCGGCGGGCACGUCCCACAUCGCGGUGUUCGCGGAGCACUUCCCGACAGAGUUCGAAGGCGCGUACCAUUACCUCCGGUCCGCCAACGGCGAGGACAUCGAGCCCGUGGCCGAGGAGUCGGGUGCAGGAUGCGAGAGCGCCAGCGAGAAUACCGGCACCCACGACUCAAAGAUUUGGGGCGAGGUAAUCUUGGCCGCGUUCGUCACCGUGGUCCCAACACUGAUCGGCAUCGUGCUCGUCGUGAUGACGUGCAUGCCCAAGCUGAAGGCCAUGAUGACGGGCGAGGGCGGCAUCGUUGCGGUCGUUCACUCGUUUGCCUCGGGCGUGAUCUUUGCGGCCGCGGUGUUCCUUCUGCUGCCAGAGGGCCUGUACCUCGUCACCGUCGGGAAGACGGAGGCGGGCGGAUCCGGGAUGUGGGGCGCUUCCGUCUUGGCAGGUUGGUUCUUCGCCACUGUGGUCAAGCAGGUCUGCCAGCUCGUGAUAGGAGAAAGGUCGAACCUCGCCUUGCCGACCGGAAACGGGGAGGUGGACGAGGAGCCACAGAAGAGCAGGUCCACCAGCUGGCUGGUCUCCUUUCCCAUCCUGUUCGGAGACAUGUUCCACAACUUCUCGGACGGUCUGGUCCUCGGGGUCGCAUUCAAGACGUGUGGCGCGUCCUUCGGGUGGAAGAUCGCGUGGGUCACGGUCCUGCACGAGCUUCCUCAGGAGUUCUCCGACUUUGCCGUCCUGAUCACAAAGGGGAGGAUGGCCUGGCCCAUGGCCCUCACCCUCAACUUCAUGUCUGGGCUUUCGACGGUGAUCGGGGCCAUCAUCACUUACUCCAGCGACGUGGGCUCCGGGGUGGAGGGAGCGAUCCUCGCCGCGGGCGCCGGAGUCUACCUGUACGUGGCCACGACGGAGCUCGGCCCCGCGGUGGGAGACCUGAUGGGAGACCGCGCCCUCGGCUCCGUCGCGCGGCUCCUCAGCUUCGCGGUGGGCGCCGCGCUGAUCGGCCUGGUGCUCCUGGACCACGAGCACUGCUACGCCCCGGUCGUGGAGGGCGAGGGCGGCGAGGCGGCGUCGGACGGCCACGCCCACGGCCACUAGCCACCGGGGCAGGUGGAGCACGGCGACGCCCUCGCACGAGGGAGUGGCGAGGGUGGCCUUGGCGCGGGGGCGGAACAGAGCCCGCCCCCGAGCUCUUUUUGCGGGCCAAGGGCCAAUAACACCUCAAACCACAUCCAACAACACCGCCAGUCCGCCGUUGCGCUGGUGCUUCUCUGCUAUUUUUUAUUUCGCGCUCAGGCGCAUGGAGCGGCUGAUGCUCGGGCGAUCUCCGAGCGACGCUGCCCACGAGGGGUGAGUACUUAGAGUGGUGAUGACCGCUAGCGCUUCUGCUGGCACGUGAAGAUUCUAGCAUUGCGAUGCAGAAUACAGAGGUUAGGUGUUUUAUACAGUGGAUGCUUAUCACAGGCUUUGCUGCACAUCAGAGGAGGUGCGUUAACUCCCGAUGCCAUGUCUGGCAUCGGUGUACGUGCGCCCAUAGACGUCUCCAUCACAGGGAUUGCUAGCCAGCCUUGUAAACCGUCCUUUCGUGCGCAAUGCUCGCACACAAUUUUGUUGGUGUUUGUGCCCCUUGGCUCUUGACCAUUGGGCAUCACACUGCUAACCGGAGAGCUGAAAAGCGGAUGCCUUUUUUGUGGCCGUGGAGCGAUCGGAGGACAAA